AUGCCGAAGGCGGCGCGCGGCGCGGAGCCGCUGCAUGAGCAGAUCCUGAGGGCCGCCGCCCCGCGAGUGCGGCAGCGCCGGGGCCGGGAGGCGGAGGGCGAUGCGGAGGAGCGCGACGGAGGUUACGUGGGGCCGCGGCUGGCCCGGCGCAUCCUGCGGGAGGCGCGGAGGCAGCAGGAGGAGCUGGAGGCCGAGCACGGCCCCGGGGCGCCCGCCCGACCGCCGCCGCAGCGCUGCGCGACCCCGGGCGGCUCCGGCUCGGAGGAGGACGAGGAGGACGAGGAAUGGCCGAGCCUGCGGCGGGCGGCCGAGUGGGACGGGCGGAGCGGCGGCGGGGAUGUGGAGGUGGACCCCGAGGACGAGAGGGCGCUGGAGGCGUUCAUGAGCCGCGCUCCGCCGCUCAGGCGGACGCUGGCGGAUGUAAUCAUGGAGAAGAUCACGGAGAAGCAGACGGAGGUGCAGACGGCGCUGUCGGAGCUGUCGGGCCGCCCCAUGCCUCAGCUCGACCCCCGCGUGCUGGAGGUGUACAGAGGCGUCCGAGAGGUGCUGUCCAAAUACAGGAGUGGGAAACUCCCCAAAGCGUUUAAAAUCAUUCCUGCCUUGUCCAACUGGGAGCAGAUCCUCUACAUCACAGAGCCUGAGACGUGGACGGCAGCGGCGAUGUACCAGGCCACAAGGAUAUUUUCAUCCAACCUGAAGGAGAGGAUGGCCCAGAGGUUCUACAACCUGGUGCUGUUGCCACGGGUCAGAGAUGAUAUUGCUGAGUACAAGCGCCUCAACUUCCACCUCUACAUGGCUUUGAAGAAGGCUCUAUUCAAGCCAGGAGCGUGGUUCAAAGGAAUCCUCAUCCCCCUGUGUGAAUCGGGGACCUGCACGCUGCGGGAGGCCAUCAUCAUCGGCAGCAUCCUCACCAAGUGUUCCAUCCCUGUCCUGCACUCCAGUGCAGCCAUGCUGAAGAUCGCUGAGAUGCCAUACAACGGUGCCAACAGCAUCUUCCUCCGGCUGCUCAUCGACAAGAAGUACGCGCUGCCCUUCCGCGUGGUGGAUGCCCUGGUCUUCCAUUUCUUGGCCUUCCGCACAGACCAGCGCACCCUGCCUGUGCUGUGGCACCAGAGCUUCCUGGCUCUCGCCCAGCGCUACAAGGAGGACCUGUCCUCAGAGCAGAAGGAGGCUCUGCUCGAGCUGCUCAAGUUCCACAGCCAUCCGCAGAUCUCAGUGGAGAUCCGGAGGGAGCUGGCGAACUCCAAGACGCGGGAUGUGGAGGGGCAGGAGCCUGUGGCCAUGGAGUGAGGGGAGGAGGUGGGGAACACCACGGCCUGGCCUGCUCCUGGGGGCUGCUGCACACUGCUGGGAGCAACGCCUCCAGGAGGUGUUUGGGAACAUACAGCCCUGGGCUCCCUCUGCUUGUGGUGCUGUACCCACAGGGCUGGGCUGCGCUCCCUGCAUUGCUUGUUGCAAGGCAGCGCCAUGCCCCUGGCACCCAGGAAAGAGUAGGGAUUGUCCUGCUCCUGUUCUGGAAAAUAAAGCCCGAGCUGGGUCCUGCAGUCUGGAGUAGCUCUACUCUGUAGUUGCAUCUCUGCGGCUGCAUACACGCAUCGUCCUGUCCCGUCCCCAGCAGGGGGCAGAGCAAAGCCACCAACGCUGGGCUCCUUGCAGGGCUGCACUGCAAGAGCUGUCCCGACUGCAAAAGGAGAGCAGGGGCUGCGCAACCCCCUUGUCUCCCUGCUGGCAGCAGGCACCUUCCCGACUGCUGUGUAUUAAGUGGUCUGCGAUGUUGGGCAAAAGGGCUGGGGGGUAAACAUCUUCCUUCAGUGAAUAAGGUGGGGGCCAAGGCUGGGGCCCCCAGACUGUUCCCAGAGCCCACAGGAGCUCUACAGGAAUGCUACAGGUAGUGCUUCCAGGUUUGCUGCCAGCACCUGACCUGUGCCAACCCAGGGACGCCGUGUACAGCCCCAGGCAGAGAUGAGGGCAGAAGCUGCCCAGCAGCACUGGGAGCAGAAAGCCCUCUAAGAGCUCCUGUCCUUGCAAGGCUGGCAGCCUCUGAUUGUUCCCCAUCCCUCCCCACUCCCUGCAGUGCAUCCUUUUGGAGAUGUCUCGUGGCCUGGGCCUCCUUCCUGCCUGCUCCCAUCUCAGCACAUGCACCGCUGUGCUGGCAGCCCCUUCUGCACUGACCGUUCCCAAACACUUCCCAGUUGCCCCAAGGACUUUGGCUUUCUGCUCCACAGAGAUGGAGCAGCCCCAGCACCGCAGACUGCUGUUCUUGGCCAGUGAGGCCACAUGUGGCAAAGCCCACAAAGU
Messenger RNA from Lagopus muta (rock ptarmigan), 2298 nucleotides. RefSeq names its product bystin like (gene BYSL). Gene Ontology annotation, molecular function: snoRNA binding. The record is from RefSeq and is a predicted model, not a curated record. The transcript is spliced from 6 exons. Gene Ontology annotation, biological process: rRNA processing. Bases 1 to 1290 code for a protein of 429 amino acids. Gene Ontology annotation, cellular component: cytoplasm; nucleolus; preribosome, small subunit precursor. Lineage: Eukaryota; Metazoa; Chordata; Aves; Galliformes; Phasianidae.